Messenger RNA from Mercurialis annua (annual mercury), 1266 nucleotides. RefSeq lists its product as uncharacterized. The coding region runs from base 1 to 1266 and encodes 421 amino acids. Lineage: Eukaryota; Viridiplantae; Streptophyta; Magnoliopsida; Malpighiales; Euphorbiaceae. The transcript has 6 exons. The record is from RefSeq and is a predicted model, not a curated record.
AUGUGCUUGGAAAGCAUGAAGCGAAACACCCCCGACUCAGAUCCAGGUAAAGAAGUGGAGUUCCCUCAUCAAGAUGCUCUGGUCAUUUUCGCCAUAAUAAAGACGAAGUUGGUGAAACAAUUGAUGAUAGAUAGAGGUAGCUCGGUCAAUCUAUUAUCUCUAUCGGAUUUGCAUGCCUUAGGAGGUAUCACCUCAGAUCUGAAGCCUUUGAACACGUCGGUGUUAGGUCUUGGAGGAACCCCGCUCAUAGUAGAAGGAAAGGUGGAUCUAGAACUGGAGAUAGGAGCUGAUUUACAACAACUGAGACAAAAGGAAAUGACUAAGGCGGAACCAACACUGAAGGUAACAACUUCAUUUGCAAUUGUUAAUAUGUCGAUAGUAUAUAAUGGUAUUCUUGGUAGACCUGCUUUGAGUGAUAUAGGAGCUAUGAUUUGUAUUCGAUAUUUAUUGUUGAAAAUCCCUACACCGGAGGGAACGAUAACUAUCAAGGGCGACCAAUAUUUUUCUAGAAACUGUUUUUUGACCACCAUGACCCACGCGGUAGUAGCCCUGGAUCUCGAGGUUCCCGACCUGAAUGACAUUGAAGGAGUGGAUCUGAGCAUUGUUUCAGAAUGCCUUUAUGUAGACAAAGAUAGCAAGCCAAUGAAACAAAACGAGAGAAUUUUUUCUAUAGAAAAGCAAAUAGCUACCCGAGUUGAAAUAGACAAGUUAAUAAAGGCUGGUUUUAUCAGGAAGGUGCAUUACCUUGAAUGGCUAAUCAACGUAGUGUUGAUAAAAAAAGCCAAUGGAAAGUGGAGGCCAUGUAUAGACUUUACCGACCUAAACUAUGCAUGCCCGAAGGAUAGUUUCCCCCUUCCAAACAUUGAUCAGUUAGUGGAUGCUACUUGUGGAUUUCUGGUUUAUGAUUUCUUAGAUGCUUCUCAAGGGUACCACCAGAUUCAGAUGAACAAAGACGACGAUAAAAAGACGAAAAAUGUGGGAGUUUAUGUUGACGACAUUGUUGUAAAGUUAUUGAGAAUCGAAGAUCAUAUCAGAGAUCUGGAAGAAACUUUUGAAAAGUCAGACAUAGGGAAGUUCCUAGGGCACCUUAUUUCGGAGAAAGGAAUGUGGAAAAAUCUGGAAAAGAUAGAAGCAGUUGUCAAUAUGAAGGUUCCUAGGUCGGUGAUGGAGCAAAGUCCUAAUAAGGCCUGCAAUCCGAUGUCCAAAGAUAGAAAAAUUUGCCCUAGCCCUGAAUUCGGCCGCCGAAAAGCUAAAGAGAUACUUUGA